CACCAUUGUCACAGUGGCUGUCGUCGACGUGUGUUUUCAGCCAAGUGUUUCUUGAGAAAAAAUGCCUUUUUCUCUGUAAAUCCGCAUUUAAUUGUCCAAUAAAUAGCAUCAACAAUGAAAUAUCCAUCUAUUGUUGCGUUUAUCUUAUCAAUAGUGGCUGUGUCUUGUGAUGAACAUUCACAUACUUAUGAAGACCACGAAGAAGUGGUCCUGUGGAUGAACACAGUUGGUCCCUACCAGAAUCGCCAGGAGACUUAUGCCUACUUUUCCCUUCCCUUCUGUGCUGGAACCAAACAGAGCAUCGGACACUACCAUGAGACCCUGUCGGAAGCUCUUCAGGGCGUGGAGCUGGAAUUCAGUGGAUAUGACAUCGACUUCAAGGAUGACGUUCAAGACUCCCCUGUUUGCAUGGUUGAACUCACCGAAGACAAGCUGAAGGCUUUCAUUUAUGCCACAAAGAAUGAUUACUGGUACCAAAUGUACAUUGACGGACUGCCCAUUUGGGGCAAGGUGGGCGGCCUAGACGAGGCCACGGGUAAGUACUACAUUUUCGCGCACAAACGCUUCGAGAUCGGUUACAAUGGCAAGCGAAUUGUUGACGUGAACCUGAGUACGGAGCGAAAGGAGGUCCUUUCCGUUGGGAGCAAAAUCCAGUUCACGUACGAGGUCAAAUGGAAGCCAAGUCCAGUAAAGUUUGAAGAUCGCUUCGACAAGUAUCUGGAUCCGAAUUUCUUCCAACAUCGGAUCCAUUGGUUUAGCAUCUUCAAUAGCUUCAUGAUGGUGAUUUUCUUAGUGGGAUUGGUAUCGAUGAUCCUGAUGCGAACGCUGCGGAAGGACUAUGCGCGGUACAGCAAAGAUGAGGAAAUGGAUGACAUGGAACGUGAUUUAGGGGAUGAAUAUGGAUGGAAACAGGUUCAUGGAGAUGUUUUCCGAUCACCAUCCAAUACUCUUCUAUUCUCUUCUCUCAUCGGAGCCGGAUAUCAACUCACUUCAGUCGUUCUCUGUGUCAUCAUUUUCGCAAUUCUUGGGGAACUCUAUACAGAACGAGGAUCCAUGCUGUCUACAGCAAUCUUUGUCUACGCUGCUACAUCUCCCAUCAACGGCUACUUUGGUGGUUCAUUGUAUGCUCGCCUGGGAGGCAAAGUGUGGAUAAAACAGAUGGUUCUGUCGGCCUUUCUCGUGCCAGUAUUUGUGUGCGGAACGGCAUUUUUCAUCAAUUUCAUCGCGAUCUAUUAUCACGCCUCACGAGCCAUUCCUUUCGGAACAAUGCUAGCCAUCACGUGCAUCUGCAUCUUUGUGAUUCUGCCACUGACACUGAUUGGAACCGUUGUGGGGCGCAAUCUAGACGGCCAACCCGAUUAUCCGUGUCGCGUGAAUGCCGUUCCGAGACCCAUUCCCGAGAAGAAGUGGUUUAUGGAGCCACUAGUCAUUAUCCUUCUCGGUGGAGUCCUACCUUUUGGGUCCAUCUUCAUUGAAAUGUACUUCAUCUUUACAUCUUUCUGGGCAUACAAAAUCUACUACGUGUAUGGAUUUAUGUUGCUGGUAUUCCUCAUUCUAAUGGUAGUCACGGUCUGUGUUACAAUUGUAUGCACUUAUUUCCUGCUAAAUGCCGAGGACUACCGGUGGCAAUGGACCAGUUUCCUUUCGGCAGCUUCAACGUCCAUCUACGUCUACAUUUAUUCCUUCUAUUAUUUCUUCUUCAAGACAAAGAUGUACGGCCUGUUCCAGACGACUUUCUACUUCGGCUACAUGGCUCUGUUCAGUGGGGCUCUUGGGAUAAUGUGUGGAACAGUUGGAUAUAUUGGGACAAAUGUUUUUGUGCGAAAGAUAUAUUCGAAUGUGAAAAUAGAUUAGAAAAAAAAUAAAAUAAAAGAAAGAAAAACCAUUUAGGAGGAGAAGGAGUGAGAGAAAACUAGUGAAAAAAGUAUGAAAGGAAGAAAUAAUUAUGGAAAGUGAGUAUUUUUUUAAAUGUAUUCUUAUAUUGCAAUUUUGAGGAAUAAUUUCAGAGGAGGAUUUUUGAUAGUUUUUUUUUUUUUUAAAUAAUUUUCUCUUUACCAAAAUACCAACUCUUUACGCAGCCCCUCAAAGGGAGCUCGUGAGAAGGGAAAAUGCUGCUGAAGUCACUCACAAUUCUUAUUUACCUCGAUGGUUUGUGUCAGUUUAUUAUAAUUACUUUUUUUUUAAAUUUUAUUAUUAAAAAACAAACACACAGGUCCAACAAACGACACUGAAAUAAAUAAUUAUUUUGUGUAACUGAUAGCAAGUAUGUAAGAGAAUUGAGGAAGAGAUAAUUAAAAUUAUUGAUUACGACAAGUGA
Phlebotomus papatasi is the source of this 2317-nucleotide messenger RNA. RefSeq names its product transmembrane 9 superfamily member 3 (gene TM9SF3). Gene Ontology annotation, biological process: protein localization to membrane. The transcript is spliced from 6 exons. The record is from RefSeq and is a predicted model, not a curated record. Gene Ontology annotation, cellular component: membrane. Bases 115 to 1854 code for a protein of 579 amino acids. NCBI's taxonomy places the organism in Eukaryota, Metazoa, Arthropoda, Insecta, Diptera, Psychodidae.